This is a messenger RNA of Ornithorhynchus anatinus (platypus), 2390 nucleotides long. RefSeq names its product interleukin 4 induced 1 (gene IL4I1). The transcript has 7 exons. NCBI's taxonomy places the organism in Eukaryota, Metazoa, Chordata, Mammalia, Monotremata, Ornithorhynchidae. The coding region runs from base 752 to 2305 and encodes 517 amino acids. Gene Ontology annotation, biological process: amino acid catabolic process. Gene Ontology annotation, molecular function: L-amino-acid oxidase activity; polyamine oxidase activity. The record is from RefSeq and is a predicted model, not a curated record.
CCACCCCAGCAGACCCGCUUCGUGGAUCCAGGAGAGCCCACCUCCCAAGCCACCCAUCUUUGACGCUUCCCCCGGCUGCCAGCGCUCUUCCUCUUGGGAUGGCCGUCCCCGCCAUCCCUCGCCGUGUCGUCACCCGUACUGUCCCUUUCCCUGCCCCGAAUUUCCCCUCCCUUUCCCUGAAUUCCCCCACCCCCGAUAACCGUGAAGAGCUUUCCAUCCCCUCCCCUCCGCCCCCACUCGGCACCACUUCCUCCGAUCGUCCCCUCCCGGCUGACUCACGCCCAACCUUCCUCCACCCUUUUUCUGCCCUCUUUUCUGGUGGGAUUUUCCAAACCGUCUUUUCUUUUGAUUCACCAGCUGCAGCCAGAAUCCCUGACCUCCGGGAAAGGGGCGGGAAGGUGGGAAGCUCCCUACGGUUCCUGGAAUCCAGCUCCCAGCGGUCAGUGGGACCAGUGCUCCAUUCGUUCCCUGGAAUCCAGCUCCCGACACCACUGGGACCAGUGCCUGAUUUGACCCUGGAAUCCAACCUGCCAGCAGUCUCUUGGACCUAUGGAGUCUCUCCUCGCCCUAAGCGUCGACCGUAGCUGUAGUCACUCACGUUAGCGUUGGAAUCCAAGGGUCUGGGAGGCGAGGGGAGCUGGGGCCGCUUAGCCCAUCGGCCUCUGGGACCACAGCGGGUCUCAGGCUUGGAACUGAGGCAAGUUUAGGGGAUCGUCAUCGUCAUCAUCGUCGGCAUUAAGGUGCUCUUACUAUGAAGAGGGUGCUGUACGUGGCAGCCGUCCUCCUGAUCCGCGGGGCGACGGAGGCCGGAGACCAGCUCGGGGACGACCCCUUCGCGAAGUGUUUCCGGGACCCGGACUACAUGGAGCUGCUGGACACGCUGACGCACGGGUUGAAGAACACGACCCGGCCCCAGCGCGUGGUCGUCGUCGGGGCCGGCGUGGCCGGGCUGGUGGCCGCCAAGGUCCUGGGGGACGCCGGGCACCGGGUGACCCUCCUGGAGGCCGAGAAGAGAGUCGGGGGCCGGAUCCUCACCUAUCGGAAUGAGACCUCGGGGGCCCUGGUUGAGCUGGGAGCCAUGAGAAUGCCCACUAACCACUGGCUCGUCCGCACCCUCUGCUCCAGCCUUGGCCUCUCCCUCGUCCCCUUCAGACAGGUCGACCCCCACACGUGGUACGCGGUCAACGGGGUGAAGCUUCGGACGUACGAAGUGGAGAGGAACCCCGACCUGCUGGGUUACAGGCUGCGGCCGCGGGAGCGGAAGAAACUCCCCGAGGACCUGUACCGGCUGGGACUGGAGCCAGCCGUCCAAGAGCUCAAACGCUUAGGCUGCUCCGGGGUCUUGAAGAAAUACAACGCUUACACCCUUGAGGGCUACCUCCUCGGGGAGGGGAACCUCAGCCGAGAGGCCGUGCGGCUCCUGGGCGACGUCCUCGGCCUCGAUGGCUUCCUGGCCCUGAGCUUCACCGAAGCCCUGAGGGCCCACGAGGCCCUGAACGACCAGCACAGGUACCUGCGUGUAGCGGGGGGCUGGGACCUCCUCCCGGGCUCCCUCCUCCACUCCCUGUCGGGCCCCGUCCACCUGGGCGCCUCGGCCCUGAGCGUCCUCCAGGCCCGCUCCGGCUCCGGCCCCGGCUCCGCCCCCGCCUCCGUCUCCUUCCUGGACCACGCUUCCCGGGAGCGGUCCCUCCCGGCGGACCGCGUCCUGGUGGCCACCUCGGCCCCGGCCGCCCUGCGCCUGGCCUUCGACCCUCCGCUGAGCCCCGCCCGGCGCCACGCCCUCCGCCGCCUCCACUACGUGGGCGCCACCAAGGUGGCCCUGGGCUUCCGCCGGCGCUUCUGGGAAGCGGAGGGGAUCGCCGGCGGCAAGUCCGUGACCGACGGCCUGUCCCGGGCCGUGUACUACCCAUCGGACAGGGUCCGGGGCCCCGGCGGGCUCCUGCUGGCCGGCUACGCCUGGUCGUCGGCGGCGGAGGCCUUCGCCGGGCUGCCGGCCCCCGAGGUGUUCCGGCUGGCGCUGGCGGAGCUGGAGGGGCUGCACGGCGCCCAGGCGCGGGAGCUGUGGGACGGGACCGGGGUCGUGCAACGCUGGGCCCAGGAUCCCCGCAGCCAAGGCGGCUUCGUCGUGAUGGAGCCCAGCGGGGCCGCGGCCCCGGGCGACGAGGACGGGGCCUCGGAGGCCUGGAUCGAGCCCGAGGGACGGGUCUACUUCGCCGGGGAGCACGCGGCCUUCCCUCACGGCUGGGUGGAAGCGGCCGUCAAGGCCGGGCUCCGGGCCGCCCGGGCCAUUCACCGGGACGCCUGACUGGGGCGUUCGUCGAGCGCUUACUGAGCGCCGGAGCGGAUGCAAGAAUGGUCGGGUUGGACACGGUCCCCGUCCCACGCGGGGC